AUGCAAAAUGCCGUUGAAGGUGCAUGUGCUGAAGCAGGUGCUAGAGACUUAGUUGUUAGUGGCGAUGGAAGUUGGCAAAAACGUGGUUUUAGCAGUCAUCAUGGUGUUGCUGCUGUCAUAUCCAGCUCAGACGUGCCUAAAGUACUUGAUAUUGAACGAUUAUCAAAACGAUGUACAGUUUGUGAUGGUGCGAAGACAAUUAUUCGAAAUAAAACGAAUCUUGAUGACAUGGUCAAAGCUGUAUGGGGAAUUUAUAAACACAAAGCAUCCACAAAUUCAGAUCCAUAUCAUGAGUGGUGUUCACCAUCGUAUUGUGGUUUUUGGAAAGCACUCGAGAAAGGUAUCAGCAACUGGAAAUAUUUGGGAACGUUUCAGAUAGCAGAUUCGUAA
Rotaria sp. Silwood1 is the source of this 390-nucleotide messenger RNA. The record is from the annotation of a GenBank genome assembly. Lineage: Eukaryota; Metazoa; Rotifera; Eurotatoria; Philodinida; Philodinidae.